Messenger RNA from Melanotaenia boesemani (Boeseman's rainbowfish), 13607 nucleotides. Its product is annotated as CUB and sushi domain-containing protein 3-like. The record is from RefSeq and is a predicted model, not a curated record. Lineage: Eukaryota; Metazoa; Chordata; Actinopteri; Atheriniformes; Melanotaeniidae. The coding region runs from base 13 to 10731 and encodes 3572 amino acids. The transcript has 72 exons.
ACGGACGGAGGAAUGACGGUGAUGCGCUGUUUUCUGUGGAGUCUUGUUCUGUGCUCGCUCUCUUCGCGCGCGCAAGGUUUUAUCUACACUUGUGGGGGUACGCUGAAAGGCCGAAAUGGCAGCAUAGAGUCGCCUGGCUUUCCCUAUGGGUACCCCAAUGGAGCAAACUGCACCUGGGUCAUUGUUGGGGAUGAAGGAAGCAGAAUCCAGCUCAUCUUCUUGUCGUUUGCUAUAGAAGAAGAAUAUGACUUCCUGUCCUUGUACGAUGGACACCCACACCCUGCUAACUUCAGGACAAGGUUAACAGGCUUCCAGGUUCCUUCCCCAGUAACCAGUACAGGAAGUGUCUUCUCGUUGAGGCUGACCAGUGACUUUGCUGUCUCUGCUCAUGGUUUCAAACUCAACUAUGAAGAACUCCACAGUACAUCUUGUGGGAACCCCGGUGUGCCACCAAAAGCAGUGCUAAGCGGUGCCGGCCGUUUUGCCGUAGGAGACAGCGUGCGGUACAGCUGCGUCCACGGUUAUGUCUUAGAUGGCCAUGCCACGCUCACAUGCAUCACCAAUGCUGGGAACACGGCCGUCUGGGAUUUUCCUGCUCCUAUUUGUCGAGCUGAGGACACAUGUGGGGGCACUGUGAGGGGCGGCAGUGGGGUGGUGACCAGUCCCGGUUACCCCGGCAACUAUGGUAACCAAGCCGACUGUACUUGGAUCCUAUUGGCCGAACCUGGAGACACCAUCUCUGUCAUCUUUACAGACUUCCAGACCGAGGAAAAGUAUGACUACCUGGAAGUGGAGGGCUCUGAACCACCAACUAUUUGGUUGUCAGGCAGUAACGUCCCCUCUCCUAUCGUUAGCAACAAAAACUGGCUCCGGCUGCAUUUUGUGACUGAUAACAACCAUCGUUACCGAGGUUUCAGCGCACAUUAUCAAGUGAAGCGAUCAGUAGAUUUUAAAUCGCGGGGCGUUAAAUUAUUCCCUGGCAAAGACUCCGGCAACAAGUUUUCAAUAUUAAAUGAAGGUGGUGUGAGACAGGCUUCUAACUCCUGCCCUGACCCUGGAGAGCCCGAGAAUGGAAAACGUCAUGGCAAUGACUUCAGCAUUGGCAGUGUGGUGCAGUUCAGUUGUGGAGAGGACUACGUACUUCAGGGCAGUAAAACCAUCAGCUGCCAGCGAGUGGCAGAAGUCUUUGCAGCCUGGAGUGACCACAGACCCGUCUGCAAAGUGAAGACUUGUGGCAGUAAUCUUCAGGGGCCAUCUGGGACCUUUACAUCUCCUAACUUCCCAAUUCAAUAUGAGAGCAAUGCACAGUGUGUGUGGGUAAUUACGGCAUCAAAUCCCAAUAAGGUAAUCCAGAUCAACUUUGAGGAGUUUGACCUGGAAAUAGCAUAUGACACCCUAACUAUAGGAGAUGGAGGGGAGGUGGGAGAUCCUACAACUAUACUACAAGUCUUAUCAGGUAGUUUUGUGCCUGACCUGAUUGUCAGUAUGACUCACCAGAUGUGGCUGCACCUGCAGUCAGAUGAGAGCGUUGGAUCUAUAGGGUUUAAGGUCAAUUAUAAGGAAAUAGACAAAGAGAGUUGUGGUGACCCGGGAACUCCUCUCUAUGGAAUCAGAGACGGUGACAGCUUUUCAAAUGGGGGAAUCCUAAGGUUUGAGUGCCAGUUUGGCUUUGAGCUGAUUGGAGAAAAAACUAUCUCCUGCCAAGACAACAAUCAGUGGUCUGCUAACAUCCCCAUUUGUAUAUUCCCCUGCAUGUCGAACUUCACAGCCCCCUCAGGAACCGUCCUCUCCCCAGAUUACCCAGAAGGCUAUGGGAACAACAUGAAUUGUGUCUGGCUCAUCCAAUCAGAUCCAGGCUCAAGAAUACACUUGGCAUUUAAUGACUUUGACCUCGAGGCACCGUAUGAUUCCCUAACUGUGAAAGAUGGCGAGACAAAUGAUGCCGUCGUCAUUGGGAGGUUCUCCGGAGCCGAGAGUCCUUCCCAUCUGACGUCCAACACCAACACGCUGAGGCUGGAGUUUCAGGCUGAUCACUCCAUGUCCGGAAGAGGAUUCAAUAUCACAUACAGCACAUUUGGCCAUAACGAGUGCCCAGAUCCUGGUAUUCCCAUUAACGCUCGUCGCUUUGGAGACAGCUUCCAGCUUGGCAGCUCCAUCUCUGUGGUGUGUGAGGACGGCUUUAUCAAAACUCAAGGAUCUGAGACAAUCUCUUGUCAGUUAGAAAGAGGAAAAGUCAUGUGGAGUGGGCCCAUUCCUAAAUGUGAAGCACCAUGUGGAGGCCACUAUUCAGCUCCAAAUGGAGUGAUUUUGUCUCCUGGGUGGCCUGGUUACUAUAAAGACUCCCUCAACUGUGAGUGGGUAAUUGAAGCAGAGCCUGGACGUUCUAUCAAAAUUACAUUUGACAGGUUCCAGACAGAGCUGGGUUAUGACUUCCUAGAGAUUCACGAUGGACCAAACCUCUUAUCUUCUCUGAUUGGCUCCUUUAACGGCACCCAGGUGCCCCAGUUCCUGUUCAGCAGCAGUAACUUCCUUUAUCUGCUGUUCACCACUGAUAACAGCCGGUCCAAUGCUGGCUUCAAAAUACUCUAUGAAAGUGUUACAGUGGACAGCUAUUCGUGCUUGGACCCUGGUAUCCCUGUUAACGGUAUUCGGUAUGGACAAGAUUUUUCCAUAGGGUCAACAGUGUCCUUUGGCUGUGACUCUGGAUACAGACUUAGCCACGAGGAGCCACUGGUGUGCGAAAAGAACCACUGGUGGAGCCACCCUUUACCCACAUGUGAUGCUCUGUGCGGCGGGGAUGUUAGAGGUCCCUGGGGAACCAUCCUCAGUCCCGGUUAUCCAGACAGCUACCCUUCAUCUCUCAACUGUACCUGGACUGUAGAAGUCAGCCACGGGAAAGGGGUCCAGUUUCAGUUCAAUUCCUUUCAUUUGGAGGACCAACAUGACUACCUCUUGGUUACUGAAAACGGGAGUUUCCUGCAACCAUUGGCUCGACUGACCGGCAAUGAGUUGCCUAGCAACAUCAAUGCUGGUCUCUAUGGAAACUUCAAAGCCCAGCUACGAUUCAUCUCUGACUUUUCCAUUUCAUAUGAAGGCUUCAACAUAACUUUCUCUGAGUAUACUUUGGAACCAUGUGAGGACCCUGGGAUGCCUAGGUUCGGCAGGAGAAACGGUUACAGUUUUGGAGUUGGAGACACUUUGUCUUUUUCCUGCAAUAUGGGAUACCGCCUGGAGGGGGCACCAGAGUUAAUCUGUCUGGGAGGUGGGCGGAGAAUGUGGAGCGCUCCUUUACCCAGAUGUGUUGCUGAAUGCGGCUCCUCAGUUAUAAAUAACGAAGGAAUUCUGCUGUCUCCAAACUACCCAAUGAACUACGAUAACAACCAUGAGUGCAUCUACAGCAUCCAGGUGCAAGCUGGGAAAGGCAUCAACAUCUCUGCUAGAACCUUUCAUCUCGCCCAAGGCGAUAUUCUCAAGAUUUAUGACGGCAAAGACAACACUGCCCAGGUUCUUGGAGCAUUCACCGGGUCAUCCAUGUUGGGCCUGACGUUGAUUUCCACAUCAAACCAUCUCUGGCUGGAAUUUUAUAGUGAUGCUGAAAGUACAGGAGAGGGAUUCAAAUUAGUGUAUUCAAGUUUCGAGUUAUCUCAUUGUGAGGACCCAGGUGUCCCUCAGUUUGGCUUCAAAGUCAAUGACCAAGGCCAUUUCUCUGGCAGCAGCAUCACAUACAAAUGUGAGCCUGGAUAUACUCUGCAUGGUGCAUCCACGCUGAAGUGCAUGACAGGUGAAAGGCGAGCCUGGGAUAACCCUCUGCCUUCCUGUAUAGCGGAGUGUGGUGGUCGUUUUAAGGGUGAGUCUUCAGGGCGGAUUCUCUCACCUGGUUACCCUUUUCCUUAUGACAACAACCUCCGCUGCACCUGGACCAUCGAGGUGGAUUCAGGAAAUAUUGUGAGUCUUCAGUUCCUGGCCUUUGACACAGAAGCCAGCCAUGACAUGUUGAAGGUUUGGGAUGGACCACCUGAGAAUGAAAUGUCUUUAGCUGAACUCAGCGGGUCUCUACUUCCUGAAGGAAUCCACUCAACACUGAAUACAGUCACAGUUCAGUUUGAGACUGACUUUUACAUCAGCAAGUCAGGAUUUGCUAUUCAGUUCUCGAGCUCAGUAGCUACAGCCUGCCGGGACCCAGGUGUUCCAAUGAAUGGCAGUCGUAGCGGAGAUGGCCGUGAGCCGGGGGAUUCGGUGUCCUUUCAGUGCGACCCCGGAUACGAGCUCCAGGGGGACGACAAAAUAACCUGCAUACAAGUGGAUAACAGAUACUACUGGCAGCCAAGCCCGCCUGUCUGCAUAGCUCCUUGUGGAGGAAACCUAACUGGCUCCAAUGGAUUCAUCCUCUCUCCUAACUACCCACAUCCCUACCCUCACUCAAAGGACUGUGAUUGGCUUAUUGCUGUUAACCCUGAUUAUGUCCUGUCAUUGGCCUUCAUCAGCUUCAACAUUGAGCCAAACUAUGACUUCCUGUACAUCUAUGACGGUCCAGAUAGCAACAGUCCUCUCAUUGGUAGUUUCCAGGACAGCAAACUCCCAGAGCGGAUCGAGAGCAGUUCAAACACCAUGCACUUAGCAUUCCGCAGUGAUGGGUCUGUUUCCUACACUGGCUUUCACCUGGAAUACAAAGCCAAGCUGAGGGAAUCCUGUUUCGACCCAGGUGUGGUUCUGAAUGGGACCAGGUUGGGAUCAGAUUAUAAGCUGGGCUCCACCGUCACCUUCUACUGUGAAGCAGGAUAUGUACUGCAGGGCUAUUCUACUCUACUCUGCCUUAUGGGGGAUGACGGCAGACCAGGAUGGAACAGAGCUUUGCCGAGUUGUCAAGCUCCCUGUGGAAGUCGGUCUACGGGAUCAGAAGGAACGGUUUUAUCUCCGAACUUCCCCAGAAACUAUACUUCCGGACAGACCUGCGUCUACUCUAUAUCUGUACCAAAAGAGUUCGUUCUCUUUGGUCAGUUUGUGAUGUUCCAGACAUCUCUAAAUGAUGUGGUGGAGAUCUAUGAUGGACCAACCCAACAGAACACACUACUCUCUUCUCUGUCUGGCUCCCACUCUGGUGAAUCCCUCCCUCUGAGUUCAGGAAACCAGAUUACGAUAAAGUUUACCACAGUUGGACCAGAAACUGCUAAGGGAUUUCAUUUUGUCUACCAAGCUGUUCCUCGGACCAGCUCCACCCAGUGCAGUUCAGUCCCGGAGCCACGCUUCGGGAAACGCCUUGGCAAUGACUUUGCAGUUGGCUCUUUGGUACAAUUUGAGUGUAACCCUGGUUACAUGCUGCAUGGCUCUACCUCCAUUCGUUGUGAGAGCGUACCGGACAAUCUAGCACAAUGGAAUGACACCCUGCCAACAUGCAUAGUUCCCUGCGGGGGUGUAUUGACCUCUCGCCGUGGGACCAUUCUGUCGCCCGGUUACCCAGAGCCAUAUGACAACAACCAGAACUGUGUGUGGAAGGUCUCCGUUCCUGAAGGGGCUGGAAUACAGAUACAAGUAGUAAGUUUUGCCACAGAGCAUAACUGGGACUCCUUGGAUUUCUACGAUGGUGCCGACAACCAUGCUCCAAGACUGGGCAGCUACUCUGGCACAACUAUCCCCCCUCUCCUGAAUAGUACAUCUAACAACCUCUAUCUCAGCUUCAGCUCUGAUAUUAGUGUCUCAGCUGCUGGAUUUCACCUGGAAUAUACAGCCAUUGGUCUGGAGUCAUGUCCAGAGCCUCAAACUCCAAACUUUGGAAUUAGACUUGGAGACAGAUUCAUGGUGGGAGAUGUUGUACAGUUUUCAUGUGAACAAGGGUACUCUCUUCAGGGUAAUGCACAUAUCACCUGCAUGCCUGGACCAGUCAGAAGAUGGAACUACCCUGUACCGCUGUGUCUUGCUCAGUGUGGUGGGUCCAUGACGGAUGUAAGUGGAGUGAUUUUAAGUCCUGGUUACCCCGGCAACUAUCCCAGUGGAUUAGACUGCACGUGGACAGUCAACCUACCUGUUGGCUUUGGGAUUCAUCUCCAGUUUUUGAACUUCUCCACUGAAGCGAUCCAUGAUUACUUAGAGAUCCGAAGUGGAACACUGGAGACGGGCUCAGUGAUUGACCGGUUCAGCGGCCCAAUCAUUCCUAAACCUCUGUUCAGCACCACCCAUCAAACCAGCUUUUUUUUCCACAGCGACUAUUCGCAAAACAAACCAGGGUUCCACAUCACGUAUCAAGCCUACCAGCUCCAGAGUUGUCCAGACCCUCGACCUUUUCGAAACGGCAUCGUAAUCGGCACAGACUUCAGCGUUGGGAUGACAGUAUCGUUUGAAUGUCUGCCCGGAUACUCUUUGACUGGUGAAGCUUCACUUACAUGUUUACAUGGAAUCAGCAGGAACUGGAACCAUGCUCUACCACGGUGUGAAGCCCUGUGUGGAGGAAAUAUCACUUCCUUAAAUGGAACCAUUUACUCUCCCGGUCACCCUGAGGAAUACCCAAACUUCCAGGACUGUGUGUGGAGUGUUCGAGUUCCUCCUGGCCAUGGGAUUUAUAUCAACUUUACGGUUCUUAGCACUGAGCCCAUAUAUGACUACAUCACUGUGUGGGAUGGUCCAGAUCAGUCAUCCCCUCAGAUUGGCCAGUUCAGUGGGAACACGGCUUUGGAGUCUGUCUACUCAACCUCCAACAUCAUCCUCAUUAAAUUCCACUCUGACUUCUCUGGAUCUGGCUUCUUCGUCUUAAGUUAUCAUGCCUACCAAUUAAGGGUUUGCCAGCCUCCCCCAGAAGUGCCCAACGCUGACAUACUGAUGGAAGAUGGCGAGCUGGAGAUCGGUGACAUCAUCAGGUACAAAUGCCACCCUGGAUUCUCAUUGGUCGGCAGUGACAUUCUGACCUGUCGAUUAGGAGAGAGACUACAGAUGGAUGCACCACCUCCGACAUGCCAAGUUCAAUGUCCUGCGCACGACGUGCGAUACGACUCCUCGGGUGUCAUCCUGAGCCCCGGCUGGCCAGAAAGCUACCCCAACCUCCAGAUGUGCUCGUGGAGCGUUACAGUAGAGAAAGGAUACAAUGUCACCAUAACCUUUGAGAGUUUUCACACUGAGAGAGAAUUCGAUGUACUGGAGAUUUUUGAUGGUUCCACACCCAACAGUCCCACUCUGGCUACACUGAGUGGAGAUCCGCCCACACCCUUUAACAUCACAACCUCUGGUCACCAGUUUCUAGUCCGCUGGUCAUCAGACCAUGGCACCAACAAGAAAGGCUUCAGAAUUCGCUAUGUUGCCCUGUACUGCUCUACCCCAGACUCGCCCCUCCACGGCUCCAUCUCCUCUCAGAGUGGUGGACAUGUUAACAGUGUGGUGCGGUGGGCAUGUGACCGUGGUUACCGUCUCAUAGGAAAUGCCACAGCAACCUGCCGCCGCACACCACUGGGCUACCAUGCCUGGGACUCUCCUGUACCUGCAUGUCAAGCUGUCUCAUGCGGACCACCCAAGGCGCCUAUAAACGGUGGUGUUCUAACGGCUGACUACUCCGUGGGAACAAGAGUUUCCUAUUUCUGUAACGACGGGUACAAACUGUCCAGUAAAGAAGUGACGUCAGCCAUCUGUCAGCCUGAUGGAACAUGGAGCAACCACAACAAGAUACCAAGAUGUUCUGUUGUGGUAUGUCCCAGCAUCGGGUCCUUUUCUCUAGAGCAUGGCCGUUGGAGGAUUGUCAACGGCUCACACUACGAGUACAGAACUCGCAUUGUGUUCACCUGCGACCCAGGCUACUACAGAUUAGGUCCUGCUCACAUCCAGUGUUUAGCCAUCGGACUGUGGAGCUGGAAGAACGAGCGGCCGCACUGCCAGAUUAUCUCCUGCGGUGAGCUGCCUUCUCCACCCAAUGGGAAGAAGAUUGGUACUCAGACAACAUUUGGUGCAACAGCCAUUUUCACCUGCGAUGCUGGCUUCAUGCUGGUGGGGUCAGCUGUCAGAGAGUGCCUGUCAUCAGGGCUUUGGAGUGGAACAGAGACACGGUGUUUGGCUGGUCACUGUGGAAUCCCAGAGGGCAUCGUAAAUGGCCAGGUGAUCGGGGAGAACUUUGGGUACCGUGACACAGUUGUGUAUCAGUGUCUGCCAGGCUAUCGCCUCAUUGGCUCAUCAGUCCGAAUUUGUCUCCAAGACAACCAGUGGUCAGGACAGUUGCCCAUCUGUAUACCAAUCAGCUGUGGCCAUCCAGGAAGUCCCAUAUAUGGUCGUACGGUGGGAAAUGGCUUCAACCUUAACGACGUGGUCAGCUUUGUUUGUAAUCGGGGUUAUGAAAUGGAGGGGCCUGCACGUGCUCAGUGCCAAGCCAACCGCCAGUGGAGCCACCCGCCCCCAACAUGUAAAGUGGUCAACUGCUCUGAUCCAGGUAUCCCUGCCAACUCCAUUCGGCAGAGUAAAAUAGAGCAUGGCAACUUUACCUUUGGCACAGUGGUUUUCUACGACUGCAACCCUGGUUAUUACCUGUUUGGAUCACCUGUACUGACAUGCCAGCCCACUGGGCAAUGGGACAAACCCCUUCCAGAGUGUAUAGUCGUAGAUUGUGGUCAUCCGGGCUCGCCCCCAAACGGUGUGCUGAGCGGAGAUAAGUUUACAUUUGGUUCAACGGUUCGAUACUCCUGUUUGGGCGGGAGACAGCUGAAAGGAGAAUCAUCCCGGACAUGUCAGCUCAAUGGGAUGUGGAGUGCCCCAAUGCCCUUCUGCUCCGGUGACGUUGCCGGUUCUUGUGGCGAUCCUGGCAUUCCCUCCCAUGGUUCAAGGGAACAAACAGAUUUCAGAAUCCGUUCUAAAGUCUACUUUACCUGCUCAGAGGGCUAUGAGCUCAUUGGUUCUUUAGAGAGGAUGUGCUUCCCCAAUGGGACCUGGUCUGGCAUGCAACCUUUCUGUAAACCUGUCCAGUGUGGUAAUCCGGGCACUCCCAGUAAUGGCAGAGUAUUUCGUCUGGAUGGAACUACAUUCUCUCAUUCUGUCAUUUACUCCUGUAUGGAUGGCUACCUGCUAACUGGCGCUACCACCCGGCAGUGCCAGGCCAAUGGAACGUGGUCAGGAGCACAACCCAACUGUACCAUGAUAAACUGUGGGGAUCCCGGCUUGCCAGCUAACGGCCUUCGUUAUGGAGAGGACUUCACGAUUGGUCAGAAUGUUUCCUUCCAAUGCCAACCAGGAUAUAGAAUGGAGGAGGACGGAUCACCUGUGAGGAUGUGCACCCAAAAUGAGACUUGGAGUGGAAACAUGCCCAUCUGCACAGCGGUGACCUGCCCGCCCCCCCUUGCCAUCAGCAAUGGGGUACUGCAAGGCAGUGACUUUGAGUGGGGCAGCAGUGUGAGUUACAGUUGCUCACCUGGAUAUGAGCUCUCAUUCCCAGCUGUCCUGACCUGCGUGUCCAAUGGCACCUGGAGCGGCAUGCUCCCACAGUGCUUACCCAAGUUUUGUGGUGACCCAGGCACUCCAGUAGGUGGUUUCAGAGAGGGACGCAGUUUCAUCUAUCAAUCAGAAGUGUCCUUCGGCUGUUCUCCACCUCUAAUACUGGUUGGCACGGCAACCCGACUUUGCGAAAGUGACGGCACUUGGAGUGGAACGCAACCACGCUGUAUCGAACCAACCAAAACCAGCUGUGAUAACCCAGGAACGCCACGAUAUGGCUCCUUAAAUCGGACCUAUGGUUUCAAGGUGGGGAAUGUGGUUUCAUUUCAGUGCCAGCCAGGUCAUUUGAUUCAGGGAUCAUCUUCCAGAACCUGUCAACCCGAUCUGACAUGGAGCGGGACACAACCCGAGUGCAUACCUCAUGCAUGUAAGCAGCCGGAGAGCCCACUCCAUGUGGACGUGGUGGGGAUGGAUCUGCCUGGCUUUGGCUACACCUUGGUGUACAGCUGUCAACAUGGCUACUUCCUGGCAGGGGGUUCUGAACACAGAGUAUGCAAGAGUGAUGGCACUUGGACUGGAAAGAUGCCCAUUUGUCGAGCCGGAGAGAAGAAGAAACCUGUGAAGCCAGUAACAGGAACCCCCAGCCCAAAACUUAAUGUUCCAGAUGAUGUCUUUGCUCCGAACUACAUAUGGAAAGGUUCUUACAAUUACCGUGGGAGGAAGCAGCCUAUGACACUGAGUAUCACCAGCUUUAACUCCACAACUUGGAGAGUUAAUGUUACCCUUAGCAACGGCAACAUGGAACUGCUCCUGUCAGGGGUUUAUAAGGCUUCUGAGGCCAGGCUGCUUCUGCUGAUGUACCAGGUGAACUAUGUGAACCAGGGAAACCAGCUGAAGGACUCAGCCAUCUCACCAGCCAAGAUUAUUGAAGACUCCUGGACCAUGGAUGGAUUUGUAUCAGCAGAGCCUGAUGGUUCCAGCUACGUCUUCCAGGGUUUCAUUCAGGGAAAAGACUAUGGACAGUUUGGACUGCAACGACUGGGUCUGAACAUGUCAGAGAGUCAAAACUCCCCACCUCCCCAGCUCGGUACCAACAGCAGUUCAGUGGCUAUCGCUAUUCUGGUGCCUUUCUUUGCUUUGAUCUUUACUGGCUUUGGCUUCUAUCUCUACAAACAAAGAACUACACCAAAAACACAGUACACAGGCUGCUCGGUCCAUGAAAACAACAACGGCCAGGCUGCCUUUGAGAACCCCAUGUACAACACCAACACCAAGGCUGUGGAGGGGAAAGCUGUUAGAUUUGAUCCGAAUUUAAAUACUGUGUGCACCAUGGUAUGAGGAUCCAUUAUCCUUACUUGAGCUUAAUGAUACCUAAUGGGACCACAAAUGGUACGAGACUGUGGAAGAGGGAAACUGUGUGCUUCGAGUCAAACUUCAGCCUCGCCAGCAGCACAGUCUGAUUAUAAAAGACCUUCGCUCCCCAUUUAGAAACCCAAUCUCUCCCCACCAGAGGAAGAAGUCUUCAGCUGAAACCAAAAGCCAGCGUUGGUUCCCCUCAAUAACAGCACUCUGUAUCCAAAAAUGAAAAUGGUCUGCUGCCUUUAAAAAAAUGCAAACAACCAGGAAGGAACUCACUGCGAGAUGUGACAUCAAGUGAAAGAAAACAAGAUGCAACGCAACAGAAAACCACCUUACUCUAAUCCCAAAUUACUGCAGGUCAUGGACACUUUAUUAUGAUCUGAUCCUAAACCGCACACAGCCAUUGUACUUUGAACUCUUAUUUAACCUCACUUUAUGUCAGUAACAUCAUUACUAACAAGUAAGCCAUGACCUGCUAGUCUGAUCUCAUCAUGUCACCACAGCACUCGAGUUCUACAGCCAUUGCUUCAUGGAGAAGUAGAGCACCAACCCUGAGUGCUCCAGCCAUGAUUAUACAUCAUAAAGUGCUAAAAAAAAAAACACAAUAAGAAAAAAAAGGUGAUUUUAUUAAAACAUGUUUUCACACCAACUGCGUUGCAGGAGUCGCAGGCGGAGGAAUGAGACACGAGAACUUUUUCAUCAAAGACACUGUGAACUAAGGACUGGUUAUCAAUUUAGAUUCAACCCUGGCAGUCUGAAAAACACUGUCACCAGCAGACCAUCAGUACACCGACUAACUAGUUGUGAACAAAAGCCUAUUUCUAAAAUGACCACGGAGUAAAAAAAACCAGACAGGACAAUCUCCUGUCUCCAUGGCAACCAGAGACCAGUGUUACUAGUCUCUAGUCUUUUUUUCCUCCCUUUUUUCCUACCUAAAUGGAAUCUAAGAAGGCUAAUGCUAGCAGACAGUAGCAAAAGUUGCUUUGAAAAAAGACUAACUCCCAAGAGGAGGAUGAGGGCAUCCCUGGAGAUGGAGCUGUAAUCCUAACUGAGCUGGGAUUAGAGUGAAGCAAAACUACAAGAAGCCUAAAGGGGAGCUAGCACUAAUAGAACAGAUGAGAGACUGACUCAUCUAAUGGAUAAACUGCCCCUUCCCAUCCAAUGGAUAAGAGAGGAGAAUAACGGAAUGGAGACAGCCCCAAACUGAACUGGAAGGAGAGCAAGGGAGUCAUUAAGAGAAGAGAUGAGAUCUUACAAGUCUUACACAGCCAAUCAGAGUCUGUCUAACCUGAAAUCAUCUGGUGAGAGAGGUCAACCCUCCCUCUACAUAUUGAGUCAGAUCAGACAGAGUAUGGUCUUUAGGAAAGAUGUUCCCAAUCCUGUGAAUUUCAAAGGAAUUUGAUCAGAAAUGGACUGAAUGAAACAGAGGACUCUGAUGGACUAACAAAGAAAAAGACUUUGAGAAAAUGGAGAGCUCUGGCACUAAAGCACAUUUUACAGGGACACUACCUGUCUACUCACUGAGAGGUGAACUAACGCAGGGAGAGAAAGGUUAUAGAGACAGGACUGACAGAGUGAACUAACAACACGAAAUAUGACAGUUACACACUUAAAAGCAACAGAGUCAGACACAGACAGUUGGGAUUAAGACAAGUCUCACAAUGAAACAAAAAAGGCUGUUUACUGUCACUACAAGACAAACAGGUAUAAACACAGACUAGCCGGCUUACAGACAGACAGGUUAGAAGAAAGACAAACAGGGUUGUUGCCCUUUGACUGUGGACGAUGUUCCACUGUUAUUCUGCACUCUGAGAGUGCUUAUUUUCUUUCUUUGUUACUGCUGCAGAAUCUUCUGAUCUGUAAAUUUAUUGCAUAUAUAUUCGGGAGCAUUCACCACCUAUAUUUUUGUGCUAUAUAUUUACCACAAGGGAGGGGCUGAAGGGGAAAGACAGAUUAUAGCAGAGUUUUUAGAAAAAAGUGAAAGAAAUAUCUGAAUAAAAGAAAUUACAGAAGUCACUGACAGAAUUUUGGUUCCAUUGUAACACGAAAUUGGUUUGUUUUAAUCUGUUGCAUAGCAUGAAGUUCCUCUCACCACCACUGUCUUUCCCAGUGGGGCAAUCGUGAGUGUUAGUGGUAUUGUUGUUGUCCUAAUUGUUGAGAUGCAAGGAUUGCCAGCAACAAUCAUGAUCUUUAAACUGAAGUUUUUGUCUAAUACUCAUCCCAGAUGGCAGAUUUAUUAAAACCCUUAAUUAGUGUAUCUUUGGUUGCCGUGAUCCAGCUCAUUCACUGGUAGAUGGAUACAUAACAAUGUCAUCCUUUUAAUGACAAGCUUGAGUUACAGCGAUGUUUUCUUAUCUAACUGGUACUGUAAACAGACUUUUGCACAUAGUUUUCAUGUGCAAAUUGUAUUUUAUCCACACAUGAGAGAUGCUGACAAAUCCAAUAUCGUCAUGGCAACACAGACAGUAAUUAAAAAAUGUGCAACUGGGGAUGAAGAAACAUUAAUUAUAGUAAUGGAGAUCCUUGCUGAUGAACAUGUCUGUAUGUGAUGGCUUAAGAAACUUUGUGUUGUACAUUGACAUGCUUGUUUUUUCAUGUUUGUGUUUUUGUAUCAUGCUGAAGAGUCAACGCAAACACACAUAGGAUCAGUUGAUGGAUUUGGGAGGGAAUGUUUGAUUUCAUUGGAUAGCAAAUGGGACUACUUCAAACCUGGUAUUUAUUUUUGUGGAAAAGACUUAUUUUGCUUCACCUAAUAAUACUGACCUGUCCAAAUAACUGAUUUCAAUUUCAUUUCAUUUUAAUUUGAUUUUAUUGCUUUUAUAAUAUCUAUUUUGCCUUUGUUUUAAAAUCUCAUA